Messenger RNA from Hevea brasiliensis (rubber tree), 2393 nucleotides. RefSeq names its product protein MICRORCHIDIA 2. Bases 87 to 2042 code for a protein of 651 amino acids. The record is from RefSeq and is a predicted model, not a curated record. The transcript has 18 exons. NCBI's taxonomy places the organism in Eukaryota, Viridiplantae, Streptophyta, Magnoliopsida, Malpighiales, Euphorbiaceae. Gene Ontology annotation, molecular function: ATP hydrolysis activity. Gene Ontology annotation, cellular component: nucleus.
CAUCCCUACCGGUGACGAGCAACUUAUUCUAGAGAUAUCAAAGCCCUAAUCCCUAAAAACACAAAAAGAAGUUCAGUCUCGAGAAAAUGCCUAGACGCCAACUUCCUAAAAAGGGACAGCAACCGAUCAAUGUGGUCGCAAUUGACAGUAGUGACGACGAGGAAGAAGGCGUAACGGUCGUUCCGACCAGUAAAAAAUCUUCAUCGUCGAACACAAAACCAAUAUCACAGCCACAACCGAACCCGAACCCGACCCCUGAAGCAAUCGGGCUAACACCGGCGACGCCAAACGUUCCAAGUCUCGACUGCCGCAGUUUCUGGAAAGCUGGGGCAUAUGUUGUGGGGCCCACAGCCAGAGCCACUCCUCCUCCAGGUGAAUUAGAGCAUGCACGAGUUCAUCCGAAGUUUCUUCAUUCAAAUGCAACUUCGCAUAAAUGGGCUUUUGGAGCAAUUGCUGAGCUACUGGAUAAUGCCGUUGAUGAGAUUCAUAAUGGUGCAACCUUUGUGAAGGUUGAUAAAAUUGAUAUCAUGAAGGACAACUCUCCUGCUUUACUUUUCCAAGAUGAUGGUGGUGGAAUGGAUCCUGAUUCUAUCCGGAAAUGCAUGAGCUUGGGUUAUUCUUCAAAAAAAUCGAACAAAACAAUUGGACAAUAUGGUAAUGGAUUCAAGACAAGUACCAUGCGAUUAGGUGCUGAUGUUAUUGUUUUCAGUCGUACCUCUCGUGCAAGCAAGGCUACUCAGAGUGUUGGCCUUUUAUCCUAUACUUUUUUGCGGAAAACCGGGCAGGAUGAUGUUAUUGUUCCUAUGAUAGAUUUUGAUAUUUCUGGCCAUUGGGCAGAACCAAUAAUUUUUAGCUCACAGGAUGAUUGGUCUUCCAACUUGACAUCAAUCCUUGAAUGGUCUCCUUUCACAUCAAAGGACAAGAUCUUGGAACAGUUUGAGGAUAUUGGGCCACAUGGAACAAAAAUAAUAAUAUACAACUUAUGGCUGAAUGAUGAAGGCAUAUACGAAUUGAGUUUUGAUGAUGAUGAUGAGGAUAUACGGUUGAGGGAUGAAGCUAAUCGUGGAGGUCAAACAAAACUACACAAAAAAAUUGUUGAACUUCAAUCUCAUAUUUCUUAUCGCAUUCGCUAUUCAUUGAGGGCUUAUGCUUCAAUUUUAUACCUAAGAAAGUUCACAAACUUCAGCAUUCUGUUAAGGGGGAAGCCUGUACAACAGUUUAAUAUUGCAGAUGACUUGAAACACAUGAAAAUGGUGACAUACAGGCCUCAGCUGGGAAUAAUGGCAUCAAAAGAGGUCGCUGCCGUGGAAACAACCAUAGGUUUCAUCAAAGAGGCACCUGCUCUUGGAGUUUGUGGAUUCAAUGUAUACCAUAAAAAUCGCCUGAUCAGGCCCUUCUGGAAAGUCACUGCUGAAGGUUCUUCUAAAGGGAAUGGGGCUGUUGGAGUUCUUGAAGCAAAUUUUAUAGAACCAGCACAUGAUAAGCAAGAUUUUGAGAGGUCGUCAGUUUUUAUUCGACUGGAAGCUAAGCUGAAGCAAAUACUGAUGGACUACUGGAACCAUCACUGCCAUUUAGUUGGAUAUCAACCUCCUGGUUUGAGGGCGCAUAAUGCUCUGAAGAAACAUAGUGCUAAAUCACAGAUGCAGUUGCCUGAAGAAGAAAUGCAUCUAGAUCAACCUGUUAAUGAUCCUUCGGCCAAUUUACCACAUAUGAGCAAUGGACAACUUGGAAAUGGUGGUCAAUCAAAUUUGCCUGUGGAAAUUCCAAUUACAGGUUUUGCAGAUGGAUUAUAUAAUGAAGUUAUAUCUGAAGAUGGUCGAGGUUCAAUAUCUGUUGAACUGAUUUGUGAAGAGAAUAUACAACUUUUUAUGAGGUGUGAGGAAUACAGGCAAAAGGAGACCGAGUUAAAACAAGUGGUAACCGAAUUAGAGAGAGAGUUGGAGCAGGCCAAGAGGAAGCGUGCUCAGCUUGCUGCGCACCUGGAGACUAAAAAGAAACAGAAGACAAUGAAACAGCAAACUGAGGAAGUUUCAUUGUGCUAGUUUUUAAGCCUUCAGCAAGCAUCGAACAAUGCCAAACUGAUGUUCUUUCAAGAACACCAACUAAAAGAACCAAGUUCAAAGUGGCUAAUUUUUUUUCCAAAAAGAAAAUGAAGGAAAAAAUCAUAAAAAUCAUUGUCGUAUUUUAUUAGGAAAUUCUUCUGUUGACCUGUUUUGGAAAUGGGUCAAGAUCAGUUGUGUUGCCCACUUUUCUAGGUUGCCUUAGAGAUAUGAUGGUGGUUUUGGCCACUCCAAUCCAAUGUAUAGAUAUAAUGGUGGUUUUGGCCACCCCAAUCCAAUGUAUAGAAACAUUAAAAUAUUCGGUAUAUAUGUGAAUGAUGACAUCUUCUAUCA